AUGGCGGCUCCGCCCCCUCCCAUGACAUUCCCCUGCACUUUUCCACUGCACGAGCUUCACAAAGGAUCAACUUGCUUCGGUCAUCAGGUUGUGAGAAGUUGUGGAGGUUUCCCAUUAGCGACCAAAGUAAUUGGCGGUGAACUCAAGGGCAGGCACCCUGAUAUAUGGAGAAAGAAGUCAAAAGAAUCGUCACAGAGCGCAGACUAUUCUCCUUCAGGGGCGCUUACUUAUCUCCAUAAUGAUUUUGAAGCCGUUAGAGAAUUCUUCAUGGACCUUGGCUCAUUCCCUAAAAAUCAAGUUAUCCCUGUUACUGCCUUAAGCGACAUGUGGGCAGAGCUUUACCAGGAUGAUGAUGAUGGAAUAGAAGUGAUGAGCCACAUCCGCCAAUUGGCACACAUGAAUUUGGUUGAUAAGGUGGUUCAAAGGCGAAUUGGAAGUGAUGAAGACAAUAGCCACAAUAACCACAUCCUAACCCAGCAUAAACUUCUCAGAGUUGGCCAACAAAUAUUCAAGGGAGGGCGCAGUAUUAGAGAGGAAAAGGCUAAUUCUUGGGAGUGA
Prosopis cineraria is the source of this 558-nucleotide messenger RNA. RefSeq names its product probable disease resistance protein At5g66900. The record is from RefSeq and is a predicted model, not a curated record. Gene Ontology annotation, biological process: defense response to fungus. The transcript is spliced from 4 exons. Bases 1 to 558 code for a protein of 185 amino acids. Lineage: Eukaryota; Viridiplantae; Streptophyta; Magnoliopsida; Fabales; Fabaceae.